AUGCAUCCUUUUGUUGUCGUCGCUCUUGGUCUUCAGGGCUCAGCAGCGGCCUGGCAGCUCCCCCACAAAGCCCUCGCCGAAUCCCCUCACGAUCAGAUACCGCUAUCACUCAAUGUCGAUGACGUCGAUGCCUUUGGCGCAAAUACCAUCGCAGGAUUGAAGACUUUUGCCAAUGUUCCCUUCGUGAACUGUUUCUCUGAGGAUGGAGAGGAGGGGAAAAGAUACGACAUUGCCGUAUUCGGCGCACCUCACGACACUACAACCACAGGUCGGCCAGGUGCUCGCUUCGGUCCGCCAGUAAUUCGCAUGGGAAGUCAGAGGAAGGGUCCCGGAGAAUGGAGUAUUUUUACCGGCCGAGACCCCUUGCAAAGCUGGGCCACCGUGGUUGACUGCGGCGACGCCCGUCUCACUUGGUUGGACAAUGUCGUUUCCUUGAAGCGUCUGGACCAAGCACACAAGCUCAUCUCGAGCCGGCCGGCGGCCAACUCCUCGGUUUCUUCCACCCCGAGGAUCCUGACCUUGGGUGGUGACCACACGACAACUCUCUCGGCUCUUCGGUCGACCUAUGAGAGAUGGGGUCCUGUUUCUGUCAUUCACUUCGACAGUCACAUUGACACCUGGGAUCCUUCGGUUCUUGGAGGUGGAAUAUCAGAAUACGCAGGCCUCAAUCACGGCACUUUUCUGCACAUUGCUCACGAAGAGAAUCUGAUAUUGAACACAUCAAUUCAUGCCGGCAUUCGAGCACCCUUGAUAAGAAGAAAAGGAGAUCUGAGGAAUGAUGUCCGCUGUGGCUUCGAAAUCGUCACCGCUCGUGAUAUCGACAAGAUCGGCAUCAACGGCGUCAUCUCGAGAAUCAAUGAGCGCGUUGGCGAUUCCAAAGUCUACAUCAGCGUCGACAUUGACGUGCUCGACCCAGCAUAUGCACCUGCAACGGGUACGGCCGAGCCUGGAGGCUGGUCCACGCGGGAACUCCUGACGAUUCUUGAAGGACUUGAAGGGUUGUCCAUUGUUGGCGGCGAUGUAGUUGAAGUUGCACCUGUCUAUGACAACGCCGGUGAAACCACAGUGCUUGCUGCGGCCGAGGUCGCGUACACCCUGAUCGACCUCAUGGUCGAGAAGCCUGUACAGUCCAAGUCUGAUGUCAACAGAGGUCACUGA
Messenger RNA from Colletotrichum karsti, 1158 nucleotides. RefSeq lists its product as uncharacterized. The coding region runs from base 1 to 1158 and encodes 385 amino acids. The record is from RefSeq and is a predicted model, not a curated record. Lineage: Eukaryota; Fungi; Ascomycota; Sordariomycetes; Glomerellales; Glomerellaceae. Gene Ontology annotation, molecular function: agmatinase activity; metal ion binding. The transcript is spliced from 9 exons.